Hansenula anomala is the source of this 1326-nucleotide messenger RNA. RefSeq lists its product as uncharacterized. Lineage: Eukaryota; Fungi; Ascomycota; Saccharomycetes; Phaffomycetales; Wickerhamomycetaceae. The coding region runs from base 1 to 1326 and encodes 441 amino acids. The record is from RefSeq and is a predicted model, not a curated record. The transcript is spliced from 2 exons.
AUGGCAUUAGCUGUCAAACAGUUCAAGUUCUGUAGGGAGUUUACCUCACAACCAGCUGAUGCUCAAGAACAACAGGGGGUAAAUAUCACUCUUUUACAAGAUUCAACAGUUUUAUUAUUUGGGUUGAAAGAUCUUCCAGAUACAAACAUUCCUUUAUUAUAUGAUGAAAAUUUCAAUUUGAAAGAAAAUAGAGAUGGUUUUGUUUUAUGUACUGAAGAGUUAGUCGCUAGUGGUGAAUGCUCUAAAAUUGGUGAAUUUAGAAUCAAAAAAACUGCGGAUUUACAACAACCAUUGUUGAAUAUGUUUGGUGAAAAAGGUGAUCAAUUCUUUUAUCCUGUCAAUAACAGUGGUGUCUAUUGUCUUUAUGGACAUCACUCUUCUGAAGAACCUGGUGUUGAAUAUAGGUUUUACAAGCCAUAUGGUAGUUUAACCUCAAGUGACGCAAAAAAAUGGAAAUUCGUCACCUUCGUGGCUAUUCCAUUAGCUAUUAUCCUCCUUUUAGGAUUUGGGGCAAAAUUCCUAUUCACCAAACGUAAAGGUGAUAAGACAAGUCUUGUUUUUGGGAGUGUCGAUGCUGCAUGCGCUUCGAUUGCAUUCAAUGAUGAAGGAUACAACUCACCACAGGGAGUAGGUUUUUUUGGUUUGGUCAGUGACAGGGUGUUCUCUGAAUAUUUCUUGUCCAUCAUGCACUUGUUGGUAUACUCCGUUUUGCUUGAGUUUAGUAAAGGUGGUUAUGGUACGGUGUACGAUCAAAGUGUUAAGCGUACCAGAGCUUAUGGAUACGUUUGUUUAGCCAUUUUAUUUGCUAAUGUCUGGGUGCAAAGUGGAUCAUACGGACUUUAUGAAAAAUUUGAUUUAUUGAUGAAUUUGAUCAAUAAUUUUGGUUAUUAUGUGAUUUGGGGUUUUAUAUUCCAAUAUUCAAAGAUUACAAUCAGUGAAAUCACAAACGAGAGCACAAAAAGAAAAUUCAUCAGAUCAAGAAGAUUGACAAUUUUUACACCUGUGUUUUUGAGCUUGAUUUCAGGCUUUUCAAUGAUAGCUUUAAGCUUUAAUGCUUCACAAAAUUUUGUCAAAGAACAUCCAGAGAUCGAUCCAGUCAAGGAUAUGGACAAAGUGUUCAUUCAUACCAUGGAGAAUUCGAAUUCAAGAUCAAUUAUAUUGGCUGUUUUAGAAAACUUGCCCUCAUUGAGUUUCUUCAUUAUCAUUUUGGGAUACUCUGCAAUUUGGCAAACCACAAAGAACGAUGAAAAGCUAGCUUCAAAAGACAAUACUAUGUCGGAUCCAGAUACUGAGAACCUUCUAGUUGAUUUCAAAGAGAAGGUUUGA